UUAGAGGCGGGCACGAGGGCGACUCGCACAGGGCGACACCGCCGCCGGGCAAGACAGCAAGGGGGGCCGCCGCCGCCGCCGCCGCCCGGCGCAGGAGGUUGAAGCAGACGAUUGGGAUCAGGUGCCUCAUUCCGGCCGGGGCAGGCGGCGAGAGGCCAUCAACUCCAGGCAAGAUGAUCCCGGUAGCCGAAUUCAAGCACUUCACGGACCAGCAGCCUGCUUUCAAGGUUCUCAAGCCAUGGUGGGAUGUGUUGGCUGAGUACAUCACCAUAGCCAUGCUGAUGAUAGGUGUUUUCGGCUGCACACUGCAAGCGCUACAAGAUAAGAUUAUCUGCCUCCCCAGCCAUGCUCCCAAUGGUACAGCCCUCACUGAUGUAACUUGUGAAGAUUUCACCAAGAAGAGAAUCAUUGAAUCGGUCAAGUCCCCUGCCUACCGGGAAAUGCAUGGGUUAAAGAACAACUUAGACAUCCAACAGUACAGCUACAUAAAUCAGAUGUGCUAUGAGACAGCCCUCCACUGGUACGCCAAGUACUUCCCCUACCUGGUUAUCAUCCACACCCUCAUCUUCAUGGUGUGUGCCUCUUUCUGGUUCAAAUAUCCGGGGACCAGCUCUAAGAUUGAACAUUUUAUUGCCAUUCUGAGCAAGUGCUUUGACUCACCCUGGACUACUCGAGCCAUUUCAGAAGUCUCUGUGGAAGAGAAUGGAAGCUCAGGGAAGGCAGAUCGGAGAAGGAAAAGUAGUGCUCCCACUGAGUUAAUUGAGCUUUCCCCCGCAGGGGGAUCAGUGGCGGAGAAGAAGGUUGCAGAGUCCGCCACCGCUAGCCUGCUGGACAAAAAGGAAGGUGAGCAGGCCAAGGCACUCUUUGAAAAGGUGAAGAAGUUCCGGCUCCACGUAGAAAAAGGGGACAUCCUUUAUACCAUGUACAUCCGCCAAACUGUUCUUAAAGUCUGCAAGUUUCUAAUCAUUAUUGUCUACAAUGCAGUCCUGGUUCGCAAUAUCAACUUUGUAGUACCAUGCAGUAUUGAGAUGGAGGACAUGACUGGCUAUGACCAUUUCUGCUGCAAUCACACCAAAGCCCACCUCUUCUCUAAGUUGGCUAUCUGCUACAUCUGCUUUCUUGGCAUAUAUGGCAUGACCUGUUUCUACACUCUUUACUGGCUCUUCCACCGGCCUCUCAAGGAGUACUCUUUCAACUUUGCGCGCAAGGAAACAGGCAUCAGCGACAUCCCAGAUGUCAAGAACGACUUUGCUUUCAUGCUCCAUCUCAUUGACCAGUAUGAUUCCCUCUACUCCAAGCGCUUUGCUGUGUUCCUCUCUGAGGUCAGUGAGUUCAAGCUCAAGCAGCUCAACCUCAGUCAUGAGUGGACAGCAGAUAAGCUGCGGCAGAAGCUUCAGAAGAAUGCUCAUGGCCGGCUGGAGCUCCAUCUCUUCAUGCUACCUGGAUUGCCUGACACCAUCUUUGAGCUGACUGAGGUGGAGGCCCUGAAGCUGGAGCUCCUCAAAGAUGUUACUUUCCCAACCUCAGUGACUCAGUUGGUCAACCUCCAAGAGCUAACACUGAUCAACUGCCCUGCUAAGCUGUCUUUUACUUCGCUGAUGUUCUUCCGUGAACACCUGAAGGUGAUGCUUGUGAAGUUUGAUGAUGUAAAAGACAUACCUGUUUGGACUUACAACUUGAGAGGCUUGGAAGAGUUGCACAUCUUGGGACAUUUCAACCUGGAGAUGGGCCGGGUGGGAACUUUGGAAUGCCUGCGUGAGCUCAAGAACCUGAAGGUCCUGACACUGCAUAGCAAUAUCUCCAAGCUGCCACCCAGCGUGACUGAUGUUGCUGCUCAUCUGCAGAAGCUCAGGAUCCACAAUGAUGGGACUAAGCUGAUGACUGUCAACAACCUCAAGAAGCUCUUUUCUGUGCAAGAAGUGAAGCUGAUCAACUGUAACCUGGAGCGCAUCCCCCAUGCUGUCUUCAGUCUGGUGAACCUCCAGGAGCUGGACCUGCGGGACAACCAGCUGAAUACCAUUGAGGAGGUUAUCAGCUUUCAGCAUUGCCGCAAGCUAGCAUGCCUCAAACUUUGGUACAACCACAUUGCCAGCAUCCCAGAACACAUCCGCAAGCUCAAGAGCUUAGAACAACUUGACCUCAGCCAUAACCGCAUUGAGGCCUUCCCUAGCCAACUCUGCUCAUGCAGUAAGGUGACCUUUUUGGACCUUUCCCACAAUAAAAUCCAGGUCAUACCUUCCGAGAUAGGAUCUCUAGAACACCUUCAGUAUUUUGCCAUUUCUCACAAUGCCGUCAAGGAACUGCCAGAUGAAAUCUUCAAAUGCAAAAAACUCAAGAUCCUCAAAGCAGGACACAACAGAUUGCACCAGCUCUCUAACUAUCUGUCAUCGCUGCCUUUGCUCUCCAGGCUAGAGUUAAAAGGGAACCCGCUUGAGGCUCUGCCCCCGGGCAUUGGCCAAUGCCCAGUCCUCAGGCAUAGUGGCCUGGUGGUGGAGAGCCACCUUUAUGAGGCAUUGCCUCCAGAGGUGAGGGAGAAAAUGGAGGAGGAAUGAUGGGGAGAAUGACAGCAGGGGUAGAGUACCCCUGCAAGGGUUGGCCACGCAGACACGGAGCAGAGAGGAACCUAACUGAAUCUGGAUCUAUACAGCUUGGAAAUAUUCCUGCUCUUUUUUUCUACACCACCAUGGGGUAGACCUGGAAAAGCAGGUUGGUACCAGGGAGGAAAUGAAACACUUUCAGCUUAGUCAGGGAUGCAGGGUAGGAAUUGAAAACCUCAGCAUGUAGGUGCAGCAAAGACACAACAAAGAACAAAAAGAGACGGGAGACUCUUUCUAAAAACAAAAAACCACUGUUCAAAACAGAUAAGUAGCAGGAAUUGUUCAUAAGAAAGAAAUGGUUGUGCCAGACCAAAUGAUCAUUAUAGUUAUUUUUAUACAUGUGUGCUUGCUUGUGUAUAUUUCUGAAAUGUUCUGGGGCUUUGCGAGACUGUUUUGUACAA
Molecule: messenger RNA, 2998 nt
Organism: Elgaria multicarinata webbii
Lineage: Eukaryota; Metazoa; Chordata; Lepidosauria; Squamata; Anguidae
Gene: LRRC8E
Product: leucine rich repeat containing 8 VRAC subunit E
Exons: 3
Coding region: 174-2552 (792 amino acids)
Molecular function (GO): protein binding
Source: RefSeq, a predicted model, not a curated record